AUGAUAUUGUCUCUACUCCUCGUUGCUCAGCUAGAUGUGCAUACAUGCAAUCAUGAUCUUGAAAUGGGUAACAUAACAAGAGAACUUCAAGGACCUCAAUCAUAUCGCAGCCUUAAAAAUACCGAAUGGAAAAACAUCAGAAUUAAGGUAGAUUAUAAUUAUAUUGAUAAUAGAAAAGAUGAUGCGCGAACAUGUACAUGGGUUGGACAAAUCGUAACAUUCCAAGGCGUAAGAUACACUUGUAAGAGGGAGCAUAUUUUGACAUAUUCAAAAAUUUUGGCUAUUAAAGGAACACUUAAUAAUGUCAAAUCAUAUUUAGAGAGACUUCUUACAGUAAUUCCAUUCAAUUAUAAUAUUGAUUAUGUGGACUUUCGUAGCCCUUAUGGAUACGAGACGAAUUUUGGCAAACAAAGCGCAUACGGUGCCGAUAUAGUACUUGCAGUACUUUCAAGACCGAGACAGGAUAAUGAUGCUACUCUCGCAUCAGCUGCUGGAUUAGCAGAAGAGAGAACAUAUCACAGACCAAUAUUUGGUGUCGUUUUCUUAAAUCCAAUGGCAGUUCCUGAUACAGCACAAGAUGAAAACACAAAGGAUUCAAGAUUCUUUUAUACUUGCGUUCACGAAAUUUUCCAUGCUUUGGGUAUUUCUCCAUCAGAUUUCCGAAACUAUCAUCCACAUGAUUCCAUAACUCCACAUUCACAAAUAAAAUGCAGUUUCAGAAAGUAUGGAAGAGACUUUUCGUUCUUAGUAACACCAUACGCUCAUAAAUUUGCAGUGAAGCGCUUUGGAGUAGAAGUUUUCGUAGGAGACGAUGGAACUUGCCCAUCUGGAUUAGAAAUCGAAAAUGAUGGCGGUCAAGGAACAGCAGGAAGUCAUUUAGAAGCAAGAUCUUACAUGUCAGAUUUGAUGGUUGGCAUGACAAUUCAAACAGAAUCUGGACCAUUUGCUAGAUUGACUGACGCUGUCCUUGCAAUUCUUUUAGACACAGGUAACUACAAAGUUAACUGGAGAAUGGGACAACCAUUAGUAUGGGGCCACCCAGAAUCAAUUGAUGGAAAACCAAUUCCAAACUUUGCAAUUGGUCCUCCACAAAAUGUUUUCCCUAAGCACUACAUGAGAGACUUCUCAGUACAGGAAGAUUGGUAUUCAAGCUUUGAUUUCAAAUUCUCCGGACCGUUUUCUGGACCUGCACAUAUUAGAGCAAGUUAUAGCGAAAAACAAUUUUAUGAUCCAAAAGGCAUUGGAGUUGGUACAACACAAGUUUAUGAUUUCAUUCCAUUUUAUUUCCCAAAUUAUGUUUGUCCUAAGGGACAGGCUAUCCUUCCAUCAACAAUGCCAUAUAAUUACCACAAAUGCGGCGAAUAUUCAUGCGACGGAUAUAAAUCGUUCACAAUUCAAGUCAACAAAGAUAACAUUGGAAGACAAUGGGAAAGCGUCACAUGCACAAAAGAAAACGCAACUAAGGAAUUUUCUUUGCCAUUAGGUUACUAUCCCAGGAAAGUUUCUUGUGUUGAUCCUGAAAGAUUCUGCAGAUCUGUGAAACUGAACGAGAUGAAGUUUGUUGUUGACCCAUUCGACCCUAACUCAAAGCAACUGAGCAGUGAUUCUCCAACACCAACAGCACCAGAAUCAGGAGGAAAUGAAAAUCCAUCAAGGCCAGGAAUAAAUGAAAACCCAUCAGAAUCCGGAGGAAAUGAAAACCCAUCAAGGCCAGGAAUAAAUGAAAACCCAUCAGAAUCCGGAGGAAAUGAAAACCCAUCAAGGCCAGGAAUAAAUGAAAACCCAUCAGAAUCCGGAGGAAAUGAAAACCCAUCAAGGCCAGGAAUAAAUGAAAACCCAUCAGAAUCCGGAGGAAAUGAAAACCCAUCAAGACCAGGAGGAAAUGGUGAUCAAUCAGAAUCUAAGAAUGAUGAAAAAGGAGGUUCUGCUGAGAGUUCCAAGGAAAAAGAAGAUCAGCAGAAAAAGAGCAAAUUGAUAAUAAUCGUAGUUUGUGCCGUAGUUGCAGCUUUAAUAGUGAUAGCAGUUAUUGCAGUUAUUGUUGUUUAUUCUGUUAAAAAAGCUAAAGAAAACGGCCAGAACCAAGAUCCUGAUGCAGACUUAAUGGUUUAG
Trichomonas vaginalis G3 is the source of this 2109-nucleotide messenger RNA. Its product is annotated as leishmanolysin-like peptidase family. Gene Ontology annotation, molecular function: metalloendopeptidase activity. The record is from RefSeq and is a predicted model, not a curated record. The coding region runs from base 1 to 2109 and encodes 702 amino acids. Gene Ontology annotation, cellular component: cytoplasm; membrane. Lineage: Eukaryota; Parabasalia; Trichomonadida; Trichomonadidae. The transcript has a single exon. Gene Ontology annotation, biological process: proteolysis; cell adhesion.